This is a messenger RNA of Diaporthe batatas, 6443 nucleotides long. RefSeq lists its product as uncharacterized. The coding region runs from base 3248 to 6127 and encodes 959 amino acids. The transcript has 4 exons. The record is from RefSeq and is a predicted model, not a curated record. Lineage: Eukaryota; Fungi; Ascomycota; Sordariomycetes; Diaporthales; Diaporthaceae.
CCCAGCCGCUGCAGCGCCUCGGUCUGCGCCACCAGCAGCGACGCCAUCAGGUAGCCCUUGACGCUCGACUCGCCCGCCUCCAGGCACCGCCAGGACCAGGCCUUGACCUCGCUGGUGACGGCCGCCAGGUCGCGCCGCAUGUGCGCGCGGGCGCCGGGCCCCGCCGGCAGGCCCUCGUCGUCCUGCAGCUGCGCGUGCAGCUCCAUCGGGAUGGUGAAGGACACCUGGACGGCGCAGGUGCGGAAGAAGCCCGAGCCGCUGGUUAUCAGGCGCGCGAGGAGCUCCUCGCUGGAGGCUGGGGAUGAGCCUGCUGCUGCUGCUGCUGCUGUUGACGGGGUUGAGUAUGUGGUCUGGGUUUGGGCUGGGGCUGGGGAUGCGGGGCUGGCUAUGGACGAGGAUGGCCAGACGGCACACCAGAUCUUGAGGAGGACGUCGAGGAUGACCUGGCGUGAGUAUGCGUAUGCCGGGAAGUAGAUGGAUGCGGCGUAGUAGGGCAUGUGCAGCGAGGCGAGGUACCGUUCCAUGAUGAGCUCGGCCGCGUGGGCUGCGAACCUUGCUGCGGGCCUGUUUCGGAGAGGAUGGAGGCUUCUGCGGAGGGACUUCAGUGCUUCUCUUACCUCCGUGUCCAGCUGGAUGGUUUCCUCGUAUGUGCCACCGGCAGGGUUGUGGUCGUUCAGGAAUUUUGUGACUUUCAGUCUCACGGGGUAUGUCAUCCGCAGUGCUCUCGGAAUCGACAUGAUGGUCGGGUCGUUGUGAUCCUCUGGUAAAUGGCCAGGUCCGGAUGUGAGCGCCUCGUCCUCGAAGUUUCCAGGCGCCUCCGCGUCGAAGUCGGCCGUCGACAGCAGCGGCGGUCCACCUUUAGACAAGCUCGCCUGCAGGGUAACCUCCAGGAUGGUGUUCCAGAGCCGCCUCCUCAUCUCCGCCGCCAGUGGUGUCAUCUCCGGAAGAUGGCGCGGGUCGCGGUGGAGACCCAUCGUGAUCGCUCCACGGAUCAGCCCGCCCGCCGAGAUCCAUAUGCUGUCGCCGGCGACGUCAACGAGCUCCAUGGCGAGCAGGUGGAGGAUCCGCGUCUGGACUAUGAAGAUCCGGAGGCGGCUCUUAAAUACCGGCUCGGCGAGGUAUGUUUGGGCCUCGUACACCCAUCUGGUUGCCUGGGUGCGCAAGGAGAAAUUCGGGUCAUAUGUGACGGCGCCGAUGGCGAGGACGAGCUUGAGCUGGACGAGGAAAUGAUUCUCGGGGUGGGUGUCGGGCUUGGCCCAGAUAGCCUCGUAGUCUCUCCUGAAAGAGGGGACGUGAAGGAUCCGGUAUAUUGAUUCGAUGGUCUCUAGGUACCGGUCGACAAGCGCAUCGCAAAGGUGCUUUGGAGGGAGGUCUUCGCUCAGAGGACAGGGCCAUGCUGGCGCCCGUUGGCUCUUGAUGAUCCGUCCAAGAGUCUUGCACUUAUCCAUAAUGUCCAAUACCUUGGGCUUUCCCUCGCGAAGCUGCGGUUCCAGUAACGCGACAAAUUGCAUGGUCUGAUGAGGUCAGGUCAGAUCUCCAGGUUCAUUUUCUUUUCGGGUUGUUUUGGACAGCAUGAGAAAAGAAAGGACUCACUAUAGGAACCGCACCAUUCAUCCAAUGACUUUGACCAAGCAGUCGCGUCUUGUGGGAGAUGCUCCGGGACAUCAGUGCAGCCCGGCCGAAUAAGGCGCUUCCCGGGUUGCCGCCGUGCACAUGAAAUGUGCCUGCGAAUUUCGAUGCGAAUGUGGAUGACGUUGCAUGCGUUUCGACAUCGGAGGCAGGAGUCACGACCGCCCCGGCAUGCACGGGCCUUGGUGUUGCCUUGCACAGCUGCUGUUCCAGGUGUUUGAUCCUGCUUCGCAUCAAGUCGAUGUUGUCAUGAGGGACCUGGGUGGUGUCGGUUCCUGGCGAGGCGUGCUCUCCUCCAAUACUCGCGGAAGAAGAGUCUGGACAUGUUGGCGCGGCAGAGGGCGGCAAAGGCGCAGAAAUAUCACUAUCUGCCAGUGGUGUUUGGAGAGAUUGCGCUGGAUUGUGACGAUGUCCUCCUGGCUGAAUCGAGCGUGUUCGAGGUCGUCCCUGCUGUGGUUCCUCGUCGUAGACACAGGCCUCCUUCCUCCUGGAUCGCACGCAGUUGCUGCAUGGGCUUUUACGAUCGCAUCUUGUCUUGCGUCUCCUGCAGACUGAGCAAGACCUGAGAAAUUGUUUUGGUCAGUAUCAUCCACCAGUAAUAUGGUGUUGUGAGCCACCAGCCAUUGACCAAUGGGGCUUAUAUGCGACCUACGUGGUGGGCCGCCUGCGUCGACGCACCGUUUCCAUCGUGGUCAGAAGUUAGAAGUUCGGCUCAGGGCGAGUCAAGUGAGACAAGCAAACUAGAAUGUCGAGCUUGGCAAGAGGGGUAUGAUCUCCUGCGAAAGAAAAUAAGUUCGAAGUUCGGGGGACACAAUGGUUGGGCUGGCUGAAGGAUGUCGAGCUUACUGCAUGAUAGGUGUCUAUCGUCUGCCGUUCUCCGACCCCGACCCCGACCCCGACUCGGAUCUCCGACCUCUUAGCCCAUCCUUCAUCCUGAAUUUGCACGUAUUCUGCUGGUUCAGACGCCAAAGAAAUGUCAAGAAACUGAUGCCAGCGAUCUGGGGAGAAGAUACUGCAAACCGGAAAUCGUGGGAUAAAUAUCUUGCGUGCUCAGCUUUCUCCUGGCCUCUUUCCGGUUGCGCGAACUUAAACGUAGCCACCCGAGGAGAGGUUGAGGAUGAGGAGCAAACACCCAAUCUAAUUGACGGGUAUCCAUACCUUUUCAAACAGUAAUUCGUGGCUUGUGGGCGCUUCUGAUGGCCCAGAGUCAGAGUCCAAAGGUAACAAAGGCAUCAUGGGUACCUCAUGUAUACCAAGUGGUUGUGCAGUUACACCUGAACCUCAAGUCCCCUCCUUCUCUCUCUGUUUGAGGAUGCCUGGACAACCACGCACAGACCAUAUACACCUUUUAAAGUACCCAAACAGGCACCCAGCUACCAUGAACUGACUGACUGACUUCCUGGCUUCCUUUGUCUGCAACUGCCGCUUGUUUCCACAUGACGCGUUUGCCUGUCAAGAACGACGCGACCCAUCACCAACUCCUGUACUCUUGUCUCUAACACCACGAUCCCUCACAUUCGGUCUCCAUCCACGCUGGCACCAAUGAGACCCGUGUAAACUUCCGCAUCCUCCUACACUUGCAUGCUCAUGUUUCUUCCAUGAGCCAACCGCCUGCACGAUGAAUCCAGCAGCAGCCCCGCCAGCGUUCAGCCUCGGGCUACUUGGCAUCUACAAACAGUACAAGGCCGACACCGAGACAAUUGCUGACUGGCUCAAGGCAAACGCCGUCAAACAUGGAUACAAGUUUGACGGCCGGGAUGGAUGGACUAUCCGGACGUCUGACUUUGUCCCCAUGGCAAAACAGAUCGUUGCCAAUGUGAAGAAGACCUCGUUCAAUCUACACCCGCCCAUCCAUCGAGCCUUUCGUCGUGCAAUAGUUGCUCGGAAAGAAUGUACCAAAUGGUACGAGGAGAACACCGAGGGCCAAUACAAGAGCAACGAGACACAUGCCUACUUCACUGACAUCUUGAUGACCGCAUGGGAUAUUCUCCUGGGUGCCUCGGUAACUGAGGGCACUACUUCCGGUUCCAAGUCUGCCGCUGUGCAGCGGAAACAAGACAGCCCUCAAGCACAGGCGGCAUCUUCGGUCCCCAACUCUGCAGUCUCAUCCAAUCGCUUCGCUGCUUUCUAUAUCGACGCCGGUGGCGAUGACGAUGACGAGCUAGAUGUUGCUGGCGCCGAAGAUCCAGUGAGCAGUGGCACUUCUAAGAAGGGGAGGAAGGCCAAGUCAUCAGAAAAGGUGCACACGACCACAAUCAUUCCGGACGAGGGCCAGAUAGAAGAAGAGUUCUGGUUCGCAAUCCAGUCCUUCCUCCAAGAGCAGCAAAAGGUCCGGGAAGAGGUCAGGCGCUACUGGGCAGCGUACAGACGCGAUGAGAGCCACCUCGUCAUGGCCACUUUCGGGACGAGAAUGGCUAUCGAUCUCAUACGACGAUCAGAGACUGAACUGGACAUUCAGGUGAAGCGCCCUGCGAGAUUCCCCGCCCACAAGUAUCCAGUCUCUACCUUCCCUGCAUUGCUUGUUGCCGCGAAGCAGCAGUGCGAGGGCUCUUCGUCCCAGAUAGGCCAGCCUUUCGACGCUCCGCUUGACAAAUUUGUCCUAGUGUCCAGCCGUCAGAAUGAGCUGACACUGUACAACACUUAUUCAACCCUCAAGUUCUACUCAUACCAACAAAGAGGCAUUCCAGGAUACGGCGUCAGCGGAGGGUUGCCGCUGAACGAAGAGAUCAAGCGACUGGAUGUCAAAUUACACAAUAUCGCCAACUUGGUGGACUAUUGGCCACCGUACGAGGACGACAUCACCAGGGGCGUGAAAAAGGCUCUGCUGAGUGGGGAAAUUCCAAUCUGGACAACGUUUGCCAUGAGGUUGUUGCUCGACAUGGAUGACGUCCUCGCCGACUGGAGAACACUUCCUUGGGUCGAUGCGUGUGAUCAUACCUGCAGACAUGCUCGCAAGCCUCCGACGCAUUGGCAUCACGAAUUUGGCCGUCAUCACGUUCCUCUCGCCGAUGAACCUCUGGAUCCUGACUUCUUGAAAGAACAUUUUGCCAAGCACAAGCCGUCUACUGCAAACCAGCCCGUCAACAUGUUGCAAAAAAUCAGGACCUCGGAAGGUCCUAGGAAGAAAGGCAUGGGAGGAAAGCGAGCGACAAAGAAGAAACCGGCGAAGGCUGGCAAGGAAGAGGAAGACAUCAGCACAUGCGAGAGUUACCUCAGAUGUGGCUACGACUGGUACGAAAAGGACGUCGCCCGUGCUCUUGACUGGGUGGCACAAUUCGAGGACGGCGACCAAUGUUUCCGACGUCGUUUCGACCCAAUGAGGAGAAACCCUUUGCAUUGUGGCCUGAUGAAGUACGACCUCUACCGAGCUCGCCAUGUGGGAGCGCUCAGUCAAAAUACAAAUGACAAUCGCGACACUUGGACAAUGAUGUUUGUCUAUGCGGCCGGUCGAGCCGCAUUUCCGAACUCGCUAUCCUGGCCCGAUAUGGAGUUCUUGCUCUUCCAGCAAGGCGAACAACACGUCUUUUUUGGUGGACGACCGAAGAAUAUCGAAUGGACGGCUCGCAAAUGGCUCUUGGCAUUGGGCAGGUCUUCGAAUGACUACACCUACAAAGAUCUCGCUCAUGCAAAGUGUUGCAGCAUGCGGGAUUACAUCAACUUCAAGAAAUGGCGACCAUUGAAAGACAACAGUGUCCUGGGCAAGUUCAUUUCGUCUCGAAUGAAUUGUUGCGAUGUCCAUCAUGAACUUGCGCAGGAUAACUUCAUGGACAUGAUCCGAAUGAUGCACACCCCCGCAGCGCUUUCGCGCCUCGCAAGCAUGCUUGGCAUGAGUCAGGGUGAGACAGACGAUUUCGUAUGGACUUGGACCAGCCGGCUGGCGAGCUGGACACUGACGAGUAUCUUGGAGCUCACCCAGAUGUACCUGGCCGUGGAUCUUGCGGACAUUGAGUUCGAUUGGGCGGCAUUGGAUUCAGUCUGCUCCGAGAUGUGGAGAGAAGCUUCUCCCCUUCUCCAGGGUAAGGAUUCCGGUAGUCAUGGUGACGAUGACCGCCCUUGUGAUCACAAGGCUUGUGAGCUUGGCACUGCGCCGUCGACCUGGACCACGGUAGUCCUUAGUCAAGUCGCCGAAGUUGAAAUCAACCUCUCAGCAAAGAAGAAGAGAGACCCUGCUGUCUUUGCGGAGGAGCUGGAAAAGGGCAGCCCCACAUUCAUGAAGUUGUGGUCACUCAUCCAAGCUCAUUGCCAGAAGAGAGUCAACGUUGCCCUUGGUAAUGGAGUGUUCUCGAGCUUUGCAGCGGAGGCGGGGCUCGUCAAGAUGCUGGAUACCAGAGAGGACUCUCCGUUCCCGGCUGUCAUUGUUGCCCCUCACGUCCAGAAAUUCUUCGAGGGAUACCCGGAGGACAUUGAAAAGCAGAGCGCCGCGAUGAUUCUUGCCAAGAGAGUCGUCGCUAGCCAUAGAAAAUUGCGCAAGUCGAAGAUUGCCAAACUUGGCGUGUAGGGCCCAAGAAGGUUUCGCGAGUACGCGGGUGGGAAGUCAACAGGGACGAGCGUCGGACAAUUUUGUGAUCACAUGCUUUCUCAUUGCCUUCUUGACGCAGUAUCUGUCAUUGUGUCAGACAAUUUUGGGAGCGAAAUGAGUUGAGCCAUGGCUAGAGAAAAAGUGUAUACAGAAAGAUGGCCAGAGAUUAUGGGGUAUGGUAUGGUAUGGUUUCUGUCCUAUAUACUAGCACAAAACGAAGCUUACCAAUGAGUCUGUUUGUGCGUACGUAGCAUUCUGUAGUCUACCUGAUUUAGAAUGGAAAGCCACCUUUCCG